Messenger RNA from Calidris pugnax (ruff), 1844 nucleotides. RefSeq names its product activin A receptor type I (gene ACVR1). Gene Ontology annotation, cellular component: plasma membrane; BMP receptor complex. The record is from RefSeq and is a predicted model, not a curated record. Gene Ontology annotation, molecular function: SMAD binding; transforming growth factor beta receptor activity, type I; ATP binding. The coding region runs from base 8 to 1546 and encodes 512 amino acids. The transcript is spliced from 9 exons. Gene Ontology annotation, biological process: heart development; cellular response to growth factor stimulus; protein phosphorylation. Lineage: Eukaryota; Metazoa; Chordata; Aves; Charadriiformes; Scolopacidae.
CUCCGCCAUGGCCCAUGGAGUCCUGCUGCUUCCCCUGCUGCUGCUGCUGGCCUUCCCCUGCCCCAGCUGCCAAGACAAUGAACUGAAGCUAAACAUGGUCCACUACGAGUGCGUGUGCGAGGGCAUGUCCUGCGGGAACGGGGACCGCUGCCAGGGCCAGCAGUGCUUUGCCUCCCUCAGCAUUAACGACGGUGCUAAGGUUUACCAGAAGGGCUGCUUCCAGGUCUACGAGCAAGGGAAGAUGACGUGCAAGACGCCUCCCUCUCCCGACCAAGCUGUGGAGUGCUGCCAGGGGUACCUCUGCAACAUGAACAUCACCGCCCAGCUGCCCUCCUCCAGAGGACAAACGUUUCAAGGAGAAGCUGCAGGUUACAGCAUGGAAACACUAAUCAUCGUUAUCCUGGCUCCCGUGAUGGUGCUGAUAGUUUUCUCUGCAGUCGCUGUGCCGGUCAUCCGGAGAAUACAGAAAAACCACAUGGAGAGGCUCAACUCUCGGGAUGCAGAGUAUGGGACAAUCGAGGGCCUCAUUGCCUCCAACGUUGGGGACAGCACGUUGGCAGAUUUAUUGGACCAUUCCUGCACAUCUGGAAGUGGUUCUGGACUUCCUUUCUUGGUGCAAAGAACGGUGGCUCGCCAGAUCACACUUGUGGAGUGUGUAGGAAAGGGCCGUUAUGGAGAAGUUUGGAGGGGUCAGUGGCAAGGAGAAAAUGUUGCUGUGAAGAUCUUCUCUUCUAGGGAUGAAAAAUCCUGGUUCAGGGAAACUGAAUUGUACAACACUGUAUUGCUGCGGCACGAAAACAUUUUAGGUUUUAUUGCAUCUGAUAUGACUUCCAGGAACUCUAGUACCCAGCUGUGGCUGAUCACCCACUACCACGAGAUGGGCUCUCUGUAUGACUACCUGCAGCUCACCACGCUGGACACGGUCAGCUGCCUGCGCAUCGUGCUCUCCAUCGCCAGCGGGCUCGCACAUUUGCACAUCGAGAUUUUUGGAACCCAGGGGAAGCCUGCCAUUUCUCACCGGGACUUGAAGAGCAAAAAUAUCCUCGUCAAGAAAAAUGGGCAGUGCUGCAUAGCAGAUUUAGGCCUUGCAGUAAUGCACUCCCAAAGCACCAAUCAGUUGGACGUGGGGAACAACCCCCGAGUGGGUACCAAGCGCUACAUGGCCCCGGAGGUGCUGGACGAGAGCAUCCAGGCAGACUGCUUCGACUCCUACAAAAGGGUCGACAUCUGGGCCUUUGGGCUGGUCCUGUGGGAGGUGGCCAGGCGCAUGGUUAGCAACGGUAUUGUGGAGGACUAUAAGCCACCCUUUUAUGAUUUGGUUCCGAACGACCCCAGUUUUGAAGACAUGAGGAAAGUGGUCUGUGUAGAUCAGCAACGGCCCAACAUUCCCAACAGAUGGUUCUCAGACCCUACACUAACAUCCCUUGCCAAGCUGAUGAAAGAGUGCUGGUACCAGAACCCGUCAGCGAGACUAACAGCCCUGCGAAUCAAAAAGACUUUGACCAAAAUUGACAAUUCCUUAGAUAAACUGAAAGCUGACUGUUGACCUUCUUCUCGUGGUGCUCUCCUGGAGGAAGGCAGGUCUCUGGCCCAGGAGCAGCCUGGCUGGUGGCUGACAGGAGCAGUCCCCAUGUGGCAGAAGCUCUUGCCGAGCCCCUGGCGGGGACACGUUGGACUCUGCUCAGUGACUACGAGGGGCAUUUCACCGAGGGUCAAGCUCUAAGGACUCACCUGGAUGUACUGUUGCAAAGGUAGUGGCCUGAAGGAAGACAGAGAAAUCCUAAGACAAGAUCAGGGCAUUAAAUAAUGGCUUUGAACAGCUUUUUUUUUUUUCUUUUUAUUUC